This is a messenger RNA of Ceraceosorus bombacis, 2078 nucleotides long. Lineage: Eukaryota; Fungi; Basidiomycota; Exobasidiomycetes; Ceraceosorales; Ceraceosoraceae. The record is from the annotation of a GenBank genome assembly.
AUGGCUCCAGAUCCGCUCAGACAGCUUCCCGCGGAGCUUCAGGUCAUGGUACUCAUCCAGCUAGACCCCAAGACCUUGUUCAUCAGCCGUCGAGUGUCUCAACAUUGGAUGAAGCGCAUCAAUGCAUACGAAGAGGUUUGGCGCGCAUUGGCUCUUCAGUGGCGGCUUAUACCGCGUUGGACUUCCCCGCUCCCAGGUUCGCAGAGAGCAGGAGGCGGAUCUGUCUCUUCUUACCCUAACGAACGUGCAUGCGAAGCAGUGCUCAGCGUCACUGGGUAUUUCAACAACAUUACAUCUUUCAGGGACUUGUGUGAUCGCUAUCUACGUCUAACACUAGCCUGGAAGUCUGCUACUGGUCCAUCGAUCACCGAGAAUGGAUCAGACCACCCGCUUGUUAUUCGGUCGCAAUUUGGCCACCUUAGCAGAUGCAAGUCUUCGGAAGAGGCGGAAGAGACAUUUUUUUUGCAGUCGACUGAAGGAUUCUUUGUCCUGGCAGCAGAUUGCAGAACUCUGCAAAUGUUCCAACACCGAUUCAAAAAGGACUUUGCGGCUCAGGAUGACCUGCUGCUUUACAGCACAUUGAAGCUGCGUACUGAAGACGCGCAGGCUCACAAAUGGUUUGCCGAAGUGGUCAUGGAUGCAGGCUUUGCAGUAGUCAGCUCGGAGAAGCAUGGCGUCUUCUUGUUCAAUCUCACGACGACUACGUGUCAUUUUGAAGGCGCGUUGCCACUGCCGACAAGAUUCCGAGCAACAUCUUACAUGGGGACGCAUCUGCAUCUGCGCUAUCCAUCUUGUCUGGUCUUUACAUGGUCAGAGGAGGCAGAUACCAGCGUCCACCACAUCCACCUCUUUGAUGUGCCGACGAAAACUCUGUGCUUCUCUAUCAAAGUUCUCGGUUGGUGCUGUGAUAUGGCGGUGAACGACGAGCGCACUAUGAUUGCAGCUGUGCACGAGCCUUCCGGCUUGGCUGUGUAUUCCACUGCGGAUGGCAGCGUUCUACUCAACAUGAUGCCAAACCUCAACUGGUCCCGUCGGACUGGCACGCGAGCUCGCAUGCGUGGGCGCGGAACGACUUUUGGACCUUCAAAUGUCCAUAUAGCUUUCUCGACGAAUAGGCCUCGGUCAUGCUCCGUGGACACCAGCGCAACAGAAGCCGCAAAUUGGCGUACAGUGGAGUCGAUAUGCUCCAGAACAGGCGAAUAUGAUGGCAUGUGAGCGUGCAGAACUGCAAAGAAGCUUAGUCAUUGGACCGUCCGUCAUGCUGAAUCUGUGCGUUCAUCUCAGAUCCGCCGCCGACUUUAUUACCGCAUACGUGGUAAGUCAAUCUGAUCAGAGCAGUCACCAAUUACAAAACUUUUGUGUAACUUGACUUACCUAACGCCCUUUGACUUCAAAAGUAUUCGGAGUAUCUUACCGGUGCGCGAAAGGUCUACAUAGACGCCCACACCGACACCCUAAUCUUGCUAUGCCUUGGGCAUGCAAUUCUCGUUCGUCCUUGCUCCGCAAUUGCAAGACGAGAACUACAUCGCGACUUGCAGCUUGGUGUUCUGCCUCUCUCGAUGCACAUUCGGCAAAGAAAGAAAAGUAAGAAAAAUAAGCCGCGUGAACACGUGGCAGACGACGAAUUCUUUGCGGCCACACCUCACAUACAUCCACGAGCCGAUCUUCCCUACGCCGCUUCAGAUCGCCGCCUUUGUGUGGCUUUCAGCCAUUCAAAACUCCAUCAAAUUUUCAUCAUCGAUCUCGACCUGCACCGCUUGUCCGAGAGCACUCGACAGCACCCGUUUGGCAACGUCGGUUCUCGCUUGCUGAUGCAGACUGCGGCGUCUGAAGUGAGCGACAUCCAAUUGGAUGCCUGUGGAGCUUUUCUACUCAGUUCCAGGGGCAUGCUGGGUUAUGAUCUUCGCAGUCUAUUGGAUGCGGAAGCAAGCCAAGGAACGAAUCUCGAUGACGACGGCGCUCAACGUAUACAAGGCGGUGCUGAUGACGCGAGCAAGGACGACGUCUUUGGCUCGUCACUCUGGACGGAUAGUGAGGCUGAAGGAGAACCUAGGACUCGUACGCGAAGGAUUGCGUGA